Acanthoscelides obtectus is the source of this 1776-nucleotide messenger RNA. The record is from the annotation of a GenBank genome assembly. Lineage: Eukaryota; Metazoa; Arthropoda; Insecta; Coleoptera; Chrysomelidae.
CGUGCAAUCUGCAAAUGUCAGCUGUCACAGUAAGAUGCAGUUUUGUAAUAUGUAAUCAAUCGAUACAAAAAUCACCACGGAGAAAUGAAAAAUAAGGAAUAUUAUCCUGAAAAUAUCUAAAAUACGGAAGGUUAUUUAACUGGAAGUGAAAAAUUGUGGCAGACACACUGACAAACAAGACUCUUGUCCUAGAACCAUUACUGACUGGGAGCAUGCGUGACAAUUUGAACUCAUAAAUUAUAGAAAAAUAAUUGAGCGUCGACAAGGACCCUCUUCGAAAAAAAAAUGUGAACUUUAACAAUUUCAGAACAAAUUAAUGGCUGGGUUAUUAGAGGAAUUCCAAAGAAGCUGGUUGACUUCCCUUAUAGGGAUAGGCCUUUUUUCACAGGAGUAUGGUUGUUAACCUGGAAUGAGGUUUUUUUCUCUUCAGGGUAGAGCUGUUCAUCAUGCUCACUCCCUAGAUGAAACCUAUAACAGUGCCAUAACUUUGAGCCCUUAUGAACCCCUGCGACCAGAACUUGAUGGUAGAGUGGUUCAUAUUAGUGGACCACUAGAUAUUGAUGAACCAUUGACAGAAAUGGAAUAUGGAAUUGCUGUGCAGGCUGUGAAAUUAAAGAGAAGAGUUCAAAUGUACCAAUGGGUUGAAGAAAGAACGUAUGGAUAUUUGUGCUACCUGUUUCUAUUAAUUAAUCCCAGAGAUGAUGAUGAAAUGACUGGUGGAGGCUCAAUUAGUGACUAUUAUUAUGUAACAGAAUGGAGGGAUAGACUUGUAGAUAGUAGUGCUUUUUAUGUUAGGCAUGGCCAUGAAAACCCCAAAGAAAUUCCACUGCCAACAGUAACAUACAUUGCUCCAGUAGUAAGGGUUGGAGCCCUAUUGAUUGGCAGACAAAUUAAAGAAAAGUUUGAUGAUUGGGUGGAAGUAACAAGUGAUGAAAGGCCUGAAAGACAUGAUGUAAAAUUACAUAUGGGUAUCUAUUAUCACUGUGAGGAUAUUUGGAACCCACAAGUUGGAGAUAUUAGGGUACAGUUUUACUAUGCUGGUGCUGCAGGAGAACCAGCAACAAUAAUUGCUAGACAAGAUAAUGGUUUUCUGGUUCCAUAUGAAACAACAAGAGGACAUCAAAUAGCUUUACUGAGAUAUGGAAACUUAAAUAUUAACCAAAUGUUUUCUGCAGAACAUUUUGAUGCCAGAAUUGAAACGUGGAAGCUAAGGGGAAUUGGAAUAUUUAUUCUGUAUGCUUCAUGUGUCUGUCUAGCAAAACUGCUGAAAAUUAUGUUUGUCCAGUUACCAAUCCUCAACAGUGUUCUAACAGGAGAAGCAACUUCAUUUGGAAACUUAGUGCUUUCGGUGUCAACUUCCUUACUGGUGAUAGCUACAGCUUGGAUUCUAUACAGACCAAUGCUAGGAGCUGGGCUUCUGGUAGCAGCCAUCAGUCCUCUUUUCUAUUGUACCAUGGGUUUUUAUAAUGUUGCACAAAAUGGAAACAUAGACUACUGAUUUACCUAUAUUAUUUAUUUUGUUUGAUUUUAUAUAACAAUUGUCCAUUUUGAAUUAUACAUGGUACCAUAAGAUUUUAGUUCUAUUUUCAUAGAAAGCUGUAGUUUAAACCUAUAUCAUAUCUUUUUAUUUAAAAAUGAUAAAUGCUUGUCCUCUUAAAAAAACCGGGCCCAGAGUAUUUAAAGCAACGGAUCACCAAAAAAUACUUCCUAAAACAAUAUUAAUUUUGUCGAGCAGUGUAUUCAGUUUGCAAAAAUAGAUGCCUUCUUUUCAUGUAA